CAACACGACUCACUUAUCGCGAGAUUCAGAAUGUAUCUUAUCGUUUGGACUUCGAACGGCCUUUGCGCUAAUACUUUUUGCGCAACUUCACACUUGUUGUUUGUAGAAGGAAAGGGCUGUGCUUGCACGGGAAAACUCCUUUGCGUACCAAGAAAUUUAGAAGAUUUAGAACUAAUACAUUCACUUUCGUGAUGGAUAUUCUCGACGUGUUACCCUCGAAUUUUGGCCUUGUGAUCUUCACCUACCUGUACAGCUGGAUCAUGCUAGGAUACUUAGCAGUUAAGGUUGGAGGGGCAAGAAAGAAAUAUGACGUCCAGUAUCCGGCCAUGUACAGUGACAAGGAGCCCGUGUUCAACUGCAUUCAGAGAGCCCACCAGAACACCCUGGAAGUGUACCCCCAGUGGCUCGUCUUUCAGACAAUUGCGGCGUUGGUGUACCCUGUUGCCGCAUCUGUGCUUGGGGCAAUAUGGGUGACCAGUCGGUUCUCUUAUGCCUGGGGCUAUUACACUGGAGAUCCUGGAAAGAGGAUGCGUGGUGCCUACGGCUACAUUGGAUACUUUGGAGUCAUCUUUCUCUCAAUUUCUAUUGCUUUGCAACUUCUCAAAGUGCUUUAAGCAUCUACAAAGAAUACAAACCGUACAAAGGAAAUCUUUGUCAUUAGCAUGGCACAUAUCUAAGUUCAAUAUCAUGAAUGUGGAUAAAGGUAACAUAAUCAAGGGUGUUUUUAUAUAUUAUUAUAACCGUUUUUUUUCUCCCGAUCUGAUCAAUGCACUGCUUCCAAACUCUAAAUGUUUAGAGCACUUAAUUACAGUUCCUUUCAGUAAUAUCAGAAAAAAAACAUUCCAGGUUUUCACCUCCCAAAGUAAAUGAAUUAUCAGUAAUGUAACUUAUUAGCCAGGGCUCAUCCAUACUUCCUGUGACUCUGUACCAAAGUUUGUAACCGAGUCAGUGAAGCUGGCUGUUUCUUCCAUUUCCAAUGAACAUCCAGCAUGUUCAGCAUGCAGUCAGCAUGUCCAGUGAUUGUGGACUGAAGUUAAAGGCAAGCCUUUACUAGUUCUAUUAUUGGCCCUGCUGGUAACAACAACAGGGGAAAAAAUGUUCUGAUCGAUUGAAGCUUCGAUCAGGAGCAUAGAGAGGCAUUGGAUUAUGCGUAUGUGAAGUCCGGCCUCUGAGAAAUCUCAGGAUACUAAAGCUUAGCCAGAGUAGAAGCUUGGAAGAGCUGUGUAAUCAGAAGAGGCAGGCUAGUAACUUGCAGAUAGCAAGCAUUACACUCAGUUUUGCAGAGAUGUAUCCUCACAGAGAUGUAAUACAGCAUAGUGAUUCACACAAUUUAAUCAGACCUGUGGACAGUUUGCUUUAGAUGUUUUGAUUAGACUGCUAUUUUUUGUGUGGAAAGUGGCCAUAUGUGAAAUAGAAGUCCGCAGAACAACGUGGUGGCAACGUUGUUGUAUUUGGAAUAUUUUUGAUUGCUUUCCUCACUUGACUUGAAUGUUUUUGGCAGUGAGAGCUGAGAACACAGUUUUAAGAUUGAAUGGGUGUAAUAUUAUAGCUUAUUCACUUUGAAUUGUGUUUAGGGCCACUGAAAGAUGGAAAACAUAUAUGGUAUGUUUUUAAAAAAAAUUCUGACAAAUGAAAAAUGGGAAAUAACUGAACACUACCGAUGGCUUUUUCAUGCAACAUGCCAGCCCAUUUGCUUGUUUAUGAAUUUGGAAACACGAAGUGGAACAAAGAUGAAAUGGCAAAGAGCGCUUGGGAAAAUAAACUGUGUGCACAUAUUAUUUCUGUUCUGAGGAAAAGGCAAAACCAAAGUGAAAGUAGUUUUGUUAGUAUUUUUUCAUGUUAAUUAUUUUUCUGUAAUGAAUUGAGCAUUUGAAAACAUCAGCUCUCCCUCUACGUCAGUAUAGAAUGGGCUGUAAAAAAUUAUAUGAAGGAGCUUCUUUUCUGAACUGUUGGUUUUUUUACCUUUCAGAAUGAUCAGUUCUAGUUGGGAUUUCUGAUUGUUGGAUUCAUUAAGAUGAGUCGCCUCAAACUCAGAAUGUUCUUCAGUUGAAAGUGCGUCCUGAGCGGUCAUUUAAACUGUGAAUAUGAUUUAAGAUAAUAGAACAUUGAAAUGAAUCAUGCCAUUCUAUUGCAGUGCACGGUCAUUUACUAUAAUAGCCAUUGAUAUUCUGUCUAUCUGUACAAACAUGUGGUCUUUCAACAAUAAAGUAUUUUGCAGCGUA
This is a messenger RNA of Engraulis encrasicolus (European anchovy), 2222 nucleotides long. It is a transcript of the gene mgst3b, whose product is annotated as microsomal glutathione S-transferase 3b. Lineage: Eukaryota; Metazoa; Chordata; Actinopteri; Clupeiformes; Engraulidae. Gene Ontology annotation, molecular function: glutathione transferase activity; glutathione peroxidase activity. The coding region runs from base 192 to 614 and encodes 140 amino acids. Gene Ontology annotation, cellular component: membrane; nuclear envelope; endoplasmic reticulum. The transcript has 4 exons. The record is from RefSeq and is a predicted model, not a curated record.